AUGGAUUCAAAUCCACUUAAUAGUACUAUCCCUUUCCUAGUCAAUGUAAGGUCCUCCAAUGAAAAUCAAAACUCUCCAAUCUCAUCUCAUGAAACAAAAAUAGAGUUUGAUUUCUUUAAGGACAACAACAAUGACCAUCAUCAAGUUGUCUCUGCCUCUGUCCCUGACAAUGAUCAUAUUCAUACUGAUACAUCAUCUUUGUUGGAACUCAAGCUGAGUCUUGGUCCCAAUCCUGUUACUACCAAUACUAGUAGUGAUCAAUCUAUGAUGGAUGAUGGCAUGUCACCUAAUUCAGAAGACAAGAGAACUAAGAGGGAGUUGGCUAUUCUUCAAGGCGAGCUUAAACAAACAAAAAUGGAGAACUGUAGAUUAAAAUUGAUGUAUGAUCAGCUUAAAACAGAUUACAAUAACAUGCGGAUGCAUAACAAGAAAGUGAUGCAAGACCGUAAGGUAAAGGAAGUUAAAGGAAAAGAAGCCAUUGAUGGAAAAUUUAAAGAGAAAAAAAGAAUUGAGAAUGGUGGACUAUUGGAGCCAAGGAAAUUUAUGGAUCUUGGAUCGACUACUAAUAAGGUUAAGGAAGUUAAAGGACAAGAUGUUUCUGAUGGAAAAUUUGGUGAGAAAAAGAGAAUGAAGAAUGGUGGAGAAUUAGUGAAAAGGAAAUUUGUUGAUGCUGGGUUGGCUACUAAUAAGGUUAAAGAAGUGUUUAAUGGUAAAUUUGAAAAGAAAACGAGAAUUGAAAAUGGUGGAGAGUUGGUGCAAAGGCAAUGUAGGGAUCUUGUGUUGAUUAAUAAUGUUGAGACUGCGAUGGAUCAUGAAGCUUCUUCCUCAUCAAUGAGAAAACCUAGAAGUAAGGAUCAGUUAGGAUCGACGUUAAAAAGCAUCGAGGAGGCUUCGAAGGAGUUAGUCCUAAGUAAGAAUGAGGAUGUUAAUGUUGAUAAUGCCGAGGCUACAUCGACAAAAGCAAGAGUUACUAUUAGAGCUAGAUCACAAGAAACCAUGAUCACUGAUGGAUGUCACUGGAGAAAGUAUGGACAGAAACUGACGAAAAGAAACCCAUGUCCUAAAGCGUAUUAUCGUUGCAGCAUGGCUUGUGGUUGCCCAGUUCGAAAACAGGUACAAAGGUGUGAUCUUGAUAGAACAGUUGUCAUCACAACAUAUGAAGGAAAUCACAACCACCCUUUACCUGCAACAGCCAAAGAAAUGGCAAAAACAACUUCAGCAGCUGCAAAGAUGCUUCUUUCAACAUCAACAUCAAGCAAUGAUGGACAACUGAAUGCCAAUUUACUCAAAAGAACGCCCCUUCCUUGUUCUUCAAGUAUUGCAACUAUCUCAGCUUCUGCACCAUUUCCAACCAUUACACUUGAUUAUACUCAAUCUUCGAAUACUCCACAAAGGAACCCAAAUCAAUUUCAAACUCCUUUAACUUGUCAAAAUUUUUCAAAUUCCUCAUCUUCUCUGGUCUCUCAAACACCUAAUCAGAACCAAUCAAAAUUUUCUGGACUACCAAUGUCAAAAGUUGCAGCUGUCCCUUCAAAACUAUUGGCAGUACCACAUAUUGCUCAGGCAGUUAAUGCUGCCAUUGCUGCUAAUCCAAAUUUUCCUGCAACUUUGUCAGCUACUCUUACUUCCAAGAUUGGUGAUACUCAGCCAAACAACACCGUUGUUGCAGCUGAUAAUAAUAAUGGGAACAAUGUCACAAAGGUAAUAACAAUGGAAAUACCACAGGUAGCACCAACAAUGAUGGGAAGGAAUAAAAUCAGGAAUAUCAAUUACAAGACCUAA
This is a messenger RNA of Medicago truncatula (barrel medic), 1782 nucleotides long. RefSeq names its product WRKY transcription factor 42. Gene Ontology annotation, molecular function: DNA-binding transcription factor activity; sequence-specific DNA binding. Gene Ontology annotation, biological process: regulation of DNA-templated transcription. NCBI's taxonomy places the organism in Eukaryota, Viridiplantae, Streptophyta, Magnoliopsida, Fabales, Fabaceae. The coding region runs from base 1 to 1782 and encodes 593 amino acids. The transcript is spliced from 5 exons. The record is from RefSeq and is a predicted model, not a curated record.